Messenger RNA from Numida meleagris (helmeted guineafowl), 2427 nucleotides. It is a transcript of the gene F10, whose product is annotated as coagulation factor X. Lineage: Eukaryota; Metazoa; Chordata; Aves; Galliformes; Numididae. Gene Ontology annotation, biological process: proteolysis; blood coagulation. Bases 137 to 1564 code for a protein of 475 amino acids. Gene Ontology annotation, cellular component: extracellular region. Gene Ontology annotation, molecular function: calcium ion binding; serine-type endopeptidase activity. The transcript has 8 exons. The record is from RefSeq and is a predicted model, not a curated record.
ACAGCGGCUUUCCCCCUUCUAGGGCGCUUCCGCUAUUUCUGGGCAGGGUGAAGCAACGCCGCCGCAGUCCCUGCCCGCCCGGGGGUGAGCGCUCCGAUCCCGUCCCGUCCCGUCGCGGUGCCCAUCCCGCGCUACCAUGGCCGGCCGCCUGCUGCUCCUGCUGCUCUGCGCGGCGCUGCCGGACGAGCUCCGGGCUGAAGGAGGCGUGUUCAUCAAGAAAGAAAGUGCCGACAAAUUCUUGGAAAGAACAAAACGUGCCAACUCUUUUUUGGAAGAAAUUAAGCAAGGCAAUAUUGAAAGAGAAUGCAAUGAGGAGCGCUGCUCAAAAGAAGAGGCAAGAGAAGCCUUUGAAGACCAGGAGAAAACUGAGGAAUUCUGGAAUAUCUAUGUAGAUGGUGACCAGUGCAGCUCAAAUCCUUGUCACUAUGGUGGACAUUGUAAAGAUGGACUUGGUUCCUACACUUGCUCCUGUUUGGAUGGUUAUCAAGGCAAGAACUGUGAAUUUGUCAUACCGAAGUACUGCAAAAUAAACAAUGGUGACUGUGAGCAGUUCUGCAGCAUCAAAAAAAGUGCGCAGAAAGAUGUUAUGUGUUCCUGUACAAGUGGGUAUGAGCUGGCAGAAGAUGGCAAACAGUGUGUUUCAAAAGUAAAGUACCCAUGUGGAAAAGUUUUUGUGAAAAGAAGUAAAAGAUCGGUCAUUUUACCCAGUGAUAGUAGUACCAAUGUAACUAGUGAUCAAGAUAUCCCCUCCACAAAUGGAUCAAGUCUGGAGAAGGACUUCUUUACUACCACAGAAAGCCCAACCCCGCCUCCUCGCAACAGAUCGAGUAGCAAAGUUCCAUAUGUCGAUACCAGGAUAGUAGGUGGGGAUGAGUGUCGUCUUGGUGAAUGCCCAUGGCAGGCCGUUCUGAUAAAUGAGAAAGACGAGGAGUUUUGUGGUGGAACUAUUUUGAAUGAAGAUUUCAUCCUCACUGCUGCUCAUUGCAUAAACCAAUCCAAAGAGAUCAAAGUUGUUGUUGGUGAAGUGGAUAGAGAAAAGGAAGAACAUUCUGAAACAAUGCAUACUGCAGAAAAAAUAUUUGUUCACUCGAAGUACAUCGCCGAGACUUACGAUAAUGACAUAGCCCUGAUAAAGCUGAAGGAACCUAUACAGUUUUCUGAGUAUGUUGUCCCAGCAUGCCUCCCACAAGCAGACUUUGCUAAUGAAGUGCUGAUGAACCAAAAGUCUGGGAUGGUUAGCGGCUUCGGGCGUGAAUUUGAAGCUGGACGACUUUCCAAAAAACUGAAAGUGCUUCAAGUCCCCUAUGUUGAUAGGAGCACUUGCAAGCAGUCCACUAACUUCGCGAUAACAGAGAACAUGUUCUGUGCUGGUUAUGAAACAGAGCAAAAAGAUGCUUGUCAAGGAGACAGUGGAGGCCCUCAUGUAACCAGAUAUAAGGAUACUUACUUUGUUACUGGAAUUGUUAGCUGGGGAGAAGGAUGUGCAAGGAAGGGCAAAUAUGGUAUCUAUACCAAACUGUCCAGGUUCUUACGUUGGGUAAGGACGGUCAUGAGACAAAAGUAGUAGUGGUGUGGCUCUCAAUCCUCCCGUUAGGAAAAAAAGGUGCAGUUUCUAUAAUGGAAAUGUCACAGAAUCACAGAAUUGUAGGGGCUGGAAGGGACCUCUAGAGAUCAUCUACUCCAACCCCCUUGCCAAAGCAGGCUCCCUAGACCAGGUUUUAUUCUAUUUUAUUAUUUUUUUAGCCGUAUCUGCUAAACUUGUUUUGAAAGCUGGUUUCCUGAAGUUAUGGUGCUGCUUCUUUUUUUUUCUUUCUUUUUUUUCUUGACUUUAAGCGUGUAUAUGCAGUCUGCUGGUGUUGUUUUGAGUUUGUACAAUAAGGGGCUUUCACCAAACAAAAUUCCUGCUCAUUGGUGUCUUCUGGUUGCUUGUUUGGUUAUUUUUAUAUUGUCAUUUGGUUCCUGCCUGUUUGCCCAAGUGAUUCCACCAGUGGGUCCUGGACAUAAUAAUGGAAGUGGGAAGGCCGGGACUUCAGUCAGUCCGCCUACUGCAGCCCACUGGCUCAGUAGGGAGUUUUUUUUUUUUGUAGAGCUUUUUAGCUUCUACCUGUGGAUGUCUAUAGAAGUUAAAGGGAGCAGGGAAGCUUCCUUGGCCAAAGCUGAGACACAAAUAAGCAUUCAGUUGCUAAAUAACCACAUUCCACAAAACUUCCCACUUCCCACAGCAACUAAAUGAAGUGUUGUAUUGCUUUAUAUGGUUGUACUUCACUCUAGUUUAAUUUGAGCACUUAUCUUCUGCUCCUUCAAAAAAAAAAAAUCUAUAUGUUCAAUGUUUCCUGUAUCAUAUUCUGGAUUGUGCAUGGCUGAGGAUCGGUGAGGUCCUUCUGUGUGUAGUAAGAUGUAUUAUCAGUGUACAUUCUUCAUUUGAAA